AUGAGCGUCGAGGCAUACAGUCAAUGCCGCAUUAAAUUAACUUCCCUACAAGGCCAAAUUACAAGUUUUGAGCGAUGCCUUAUUGAGUUACGUCAAUACGAUAUCGGCGAUUAUGUUCUACGAGCUAUUGAUGUAAAUAGCCAUAGUUCAGAAAUCUUUAAUUGUUGUCUGGUUGAUCGUAAACAAUAUAUUUUUGGUGCGUCAAUCAAUCAGCCCGAUAUGAUCAAUGUAAUGAGUAGUACUUGUCAUUUGUGGUUAAAUGAAAAAUCGCGCGAUCAUUUUCAUGAAGUACUGCGAACAUGUCUUGAGGAUUUCCUAAUUGUAAAAGAUAAAGAUAACAAAAUUUCAUCUCAACAACAUAAUCAAAUGAAUUCGACAUCGCUGUUAAACGAACUUUCUACACAAGAAGAUGCACCCUAUUAUCGAAAUGAGGAGCCAUUUGAUUGCAUUACUUGCAUGGAGACAAUUAUGAAAGGCGAAGGAAUUCUAUUCAGUAAUUGCCUACAUCCAAUUUGUAAACAAUGUCUUUUGAGAAUGAUUGAAGCAAGUACGGAACCAACAAUUAAAUGCCCACAUGAAAACUGUACUGCACUUAUUACAGAACGAGAACUGCGAGGUGUAGUUAAUGAUUUAAAAGGCGAUCCAAAGGUGGUCGAUCGUCUUAAUGAUGUUGCUGUGCGUUUUGCUGAAAGUCGUAAUAAAACAUUUCAUUGUAUUACACCUGAUUGUGCUCAUUGGUGGUUCAUAGAGCCAGAAGACACUAACAAUAUAAUAUACUGUAAGGGCUGUAAACACUGGAUAUGUACAACUUGUUCGGCAAUCCAUGAAGGUCAACCUUGUCGUGAUUAUCAAGAGAUGAGAUUGCGCGAAGCGAAUGAAAGUAUUUUUCGUAAAGAUACAGAUUAUUUGGAGACCAUGAUCAAGAAUAAAGAAGCCAUGUAUUGUCCCGGUUGUCGUGCUAUCAUUCAAAAAAUGUCUGGCUGUGAUUGGAUUCAAUGUAGUCAAUGUAAAAUAGAAAUUUGUUGGCCAACACAAGGUCCUCGCUGGGGUCCGAAAGGACAUGGUGAUACAUCGGGAGGAUGUCGAUGUCGUGCUGACAAUGGCAAACUUUGUGUGCCUAAUUGUCAAAACUGUCAUUAA
Messenger RNA from Rotaria socialis, 1140 nucleotides. The record is from the annotation of a GenBank genome assembly. NCBI's taxonomy places the organism in Eukaryota, Metazoa, Rotifera, Eurotatoria, Philodinida, Philodinidae.